UUCUGCCCUUACAGCAGCCUACCAGCACUGACCCAGUAAUCAUAGGCAUGAGGCUGGAACAAAGCACCAAGCCGCGUACUCGCAUCUUAGAAAAGGGCACUAUUGAAGUGGUGGAAGGAAGCACAAUUCACCUCCGAGUCUACGGGCAGGGCAUUGACUCGCAUAUUGGGAAGACGAUGCACUUUGCAGAGGUCCCUGCCAGUGCCAGCGGCCUUGACACCAGCUGCUCCAAAGACAUUCAAGACCUGCGCAUCCUACCUUCCAUCAGUGACUUAAGGAACACUUCUGCCGUUCUACUCAUAGAAGUUCAAGCGCUGCGGAAGAACACCCGCGGCAAGAAGUAUAUGAUGUGCAUAAAGGACAAGGUUGGGCAGCUGUGGCAGCAGCUGCUGUCUGAUGAUAUGCUUCUCAAAGUGGUGGAGGACAAGGACCUUCUCCUGCCGUUGUGGCUACAUAUCUCCAUGAUCAUCAUCUUUGUGGGGCUUUCAGGGGUGUUCAGUGGCCUCAAUCUGGGCUUGAUGGCCCUAGAUCCCAUGGAGCUGCGCAUUGUGCAGAACUGCGGCACAGAAACGGAGAGGAUCUAUGCCACCCAGAUCCAGCCCAUCCGCCAGAAGGGCAACUAUUUGCUGUGCUCAUUGCUUCUGGGCAAUGUUUUAGUGAAUACCAGCCUCACCAUCUUGUUUGAUUCUCUGGUGAACACCAAUUCUGUCUCCAUCAUCGUCUCCACCCUGGGCAUUGUCAUCUUUGGAGAGAUUAUCCCCCAGGCUGUCUGCUCCCGUCACGGUUUGGCUGUGGGUGCCAACACCCUCUUUAUCACCAGGCUUGUCAUGCUGGUGACAUUCCCGCUCUCUUAUCCCAUCAGCACGAUUCUGGACUGUUUGCUCGGUAAGGAAAUGGGCACUGUUUACAACCGAGAGAAGCUUAUGGAGAUGCUGAAGGUGACAGAGCCCUACAGCGAUCUACUGAAGGAGGAGCUGAAUAUGAUCCAGGGUGCCCUGGAGCUGAGGUCCAAGACAGUGGAGGAUGUCAUGACUCCAUUAUGCGACUGCUUCUUGUUAAGCAAUGAUGCAGUCCUGGACUUUGAUACAAUGAGCGAUAUCAUGGAAAGUGGCUACACACGCAUCCCUGUCUAUAACAAGGAGAGAACUAAUAUUGUCGAUAUGCUGUACAUCAAGGACCUUGCCUUUGUGGAUCCUGAUGACUGCACUCCACUCAGGACCAUCACAAAGUUUUACAACCACCCAAUCCAUUUCGUUUUGCAUGACACCAAACUGGAUGCCGUGCUGGAAGAAUUCAAAACCGGUAAAAGUCAUCUGGCUGUUGUUCGAAAGAUGAAGACUGAGAGUGGGCGUGACCCAGGUUCUGAAGUGGUUGGUGUGGUGACCCUGGAGGAUGUUAUUGAAGAGAUAAUCAAUUCAGAGAUCCUGGAUGAAUCAGAUAUCUACACUGACAACCGCACCAAGAGACAAGUCAGCAACUGGAGGAGAAAGGACUUCUCUGCCUUCAAGGGUAAUGACAGUGAAACCAGAGUCAGGAUCUCUCCGCAGCUACUCUUGGCUGCACAUCGCUUUCUUUCCACAGAGAAGUAUCUGCUGCGUCUCCUGAAAUACCGUGAUGUCAUCUGUGAACUCAAGUUUGAUGAGGAGAACAAGAAGGCCCCCCAGCACUAUUUGUACCAGCGGGACAAGGCUGCCGAUUACUUCAUUCUCAUCUUGCAGGGGAGAGUGGAGGUAGAAGCUUGUCAGGAAAACAUGAAGUUUGAGAACGGACCCUUCUCCUACUUUGGAGUAAUGGCCCUGAGUCGAUAUGACUCAACAGGUCAGCUGAAGCCCUCAUUCCUCUCCCAAUUGAUUGUUAGCCCUUGCCCCCUAACAGGAGCAGAACAUAUACGCAGUGCGUCUUGCCUGGGCAAUCUCAGCCGCUUGCCCUCAUCGAGUCACCAUGUACACUACGCUAGCUCCAGCAGUGCCCACCAGAUUCUGCCAGCCUCCUGUCUCCAGUAUAUGGCAGACUUCACGGUCCGUGCCCUCUCUGAUCUGACAUAUAUCAAGGCAGAAAAAUGA
Messenger RNA from Heteronotia binoei (common prickly gecko), 2063 nucleotides. Its product is annotated as metal transporter CNNM4-like. The transcript is spliced from 7 exons. Gene Ontology annotation, cellular component: plasma membrane. Gene Ontology annotation, molecular function: magnesium ion transmembrane transporter activity; sodium ion transmembrane transporter activity. Lineage: Eukaryota; Metazoa; Chordata; Lepidosauria; Squamata; Gekkonidae. Gene Ontology annotation, biological process: magnesium ion transport; magnesium ion homeostasis. The coding region runs from base 48 to 2063 and encodes 671 amino acids. The record is from RefSeq and is a predicted model, not a curated record.